AUGAAGAGUCAUUUGUUGUCCGUCGGCCGUCGAGCAGCCUCGACUCUCACCAAAGAGGCUGGUGACAUCAGUUCCGUCUUCCCCUCUCUGUCGGGCAAGAAGGCCGAGCCUCUCCCACCACGGUACAGUGAAUUGAAGAAGUCUUUGAUCAAAGGGAACGAAGAAGCGGUGACUGCAUCCUGGCACAGGCUUCUGGCAAGCCUGAAGAAUGAGAUUGCCGAGAUCAAGUCCAAGGGCAGUGAUAUCGUACCCAGCAUCGAAUAUCAAGACGUCGUGUCAGGGACAGUCCCCCAAUCGAAGCUCGAUGCCCUGCGACAUCGCGGCACAGCCGUGAUUCGGAAUGUCCUUCCCCGGCAGGAAGCUCUAGACUUGAAACAACAGGCGAAAGAGUACAUCGCCGCCAAUAAGCCCAAAGUCAGAGCGUUCCCUGCCGACGACCCCGCUGUGUAUGAGUUAUAUUGGACACCGUCUCAGGUCCAGGCGCGAGCCCACCCUAACAUGCUCAAGACCCAGUCGUUCCUGGCGUCCAUCUGGCACUCGUCCGACCCAACGUCCGAGAUAUCGACCACUUACCCGCUGACGUAUGCUGAUCGCUUCCGUAUCCGCCAUCCAGGCGACGCCAAGUUCGCUCUCGGUCCGCAUACGGAUGGAGGCAGCGUCGAGAGAUGGGAAGAUCCCGAAUACUCACGGGUGUACCGUGCCAUUCUGGAAGGCCGAUGGGAAGACUAUGAUCCGUUUGAUGCGCGCCAUCGGAUUACCGCCCGCAUGGACUUGUACAACGGGGCCGGAGCGUGCAGCAUGUUCCGACUGUUCCAGGGCUGGCUGUCCAUGUCUUCGACCGGACCUGGCGAGGGAACCUUGAAGGUGUGUCCUCUACUCCGACACGCAACUGCCUACCUGAUUUUGAGGCCGUUCUUCGACGUCUCGUCAGGCAGGUUGAACUUGGACGCCACGUUCCCAAACUCGGUCCCGGGAGCAUGCCAGGAAUACAAUCCAGAGACGCAUCCUGACCUCGACCUGGACACCACGAUGGUGAGCGUGCCGCAUGUUGAGCCGGGUGAUUAUGUCGCCUGGCAUUGCGACACCAUCCACGCCGUCGACAAGGAACACAGAGGCAAAGGUGACAGCAGCGUCUUGUACAUCCCAGCCUGUGCCAUUACCCAAUCAAACAUUGAAUUCUUGAAAAGACAGCGCAUGAACGCCUUGAGGUACAGUCCCUCGCCGGAUUUCCCAGGCGCCGGUGGUGAUGGGGAGAUGGGGUUUGUUGGGGCUGUCAAUUGGGACCAAGUUAACGAUGAGGGCAAGAGAGCCAUGGGUUUGGGCAACUGGAAAUGGGAAGUCAAGGAGGGCAUGAGCGAGGGGGAGCGGAAAGUCAUCGACCAAGGAAACAAGGUCCUCUUUGCCUGA
Capronia coronata CBS 617.96 is the source of this 1407-nucleotide messenger RNA. RefSeq lists its product as uncharacterized. Lineage: Eukaryota; Fungi; Ascomycota; Eurotiomycetes; Chaetothyriales; Herpotrichiellaceae. Bases 1 to 1407 code for a protein of 468 amino acids. The transcript has 2 exons. The record is from RefSeq and is a predicted model, not a curated record.